Molecule: messenger RNA, 1963 nt
Organism: Daucus carota subsp. sativus
Lineage: Eukaryota; Viridiplantae; Streptophyta; Magnoliopsida; Apiales; Apiaceae
Product: coatomer subunit delta
Exons: 11
Coding region: 169-1749 (526 amino acids)
Biological process (GO): Golgi localization; retrograde vesicle-mediated transport, Golgi to endoplasmic reticulum; endoplasmic reticulum to Golgi vesicle-mediated transport
Cellular component (GO): COPI vesicle coat
Source: RefSeq, a predicted model, not a curated record
AACGAACACACAUGUUCUUACCUACAAUUUAGAUUAUUUCUGCAGAAAUUAUUUAUUUAUAAACUGUCGUCGUUGUGCUUUAUAUUUACCGGAUCUGAUUCUCCGUUUAAAUUGUGAUUGUAUGCAGGUCUGUUGAAUUUGUAGCGGUCGAUUUACGAUUAGAUCAAGAUGGUUGUUGUGGCAGCUUCGAUCAUCAGUAAAUCUGGAAAAGCCCUUGUUUCGAGGCAUUUUGUUGAUAUGUCUCGCAUUAGAAUUGAGGGGCUCCUGGCAGCUUUCCCCAAGCUUGUUGGAACUGGAAAGCAGCAUACUUACAUUGAGACGGAAAAUGUGCGCUAUGUUUACCAGCCGAUUGAGUCUCUUUUCUUGCUGGUCGUGACAAACAAACAAAGCAAUAUUCUCGAAGAUCUUGAGACGCUCAGGCUUUUGUCCAAACUUGUACCUGAAUAUGCUUACUCUCUAGAUGAAGAAGGCAUUGGCAAGACGGCUUUCGAGUCAAUUUUUGCUUUCGAUGAAGCCAUCUCAAUGGGACACAAGGAAAAUGUCACUGUUACGCAAGUCAAACAGUACUGUGAGAUGGAGAGUCAUGAAGAGAAGCUGCACAAGUUGGUUUUGCAGAGCAAGAUUAAUGAAACUAAGGAUGUCAUGAAGCGCAAAGCUAGUGAAAUUGACAAAAGCAAGAUUGAGAAGAACAGAGGCGAGAAAGGAGGGUUUAUGUCUUUACAAUCAAUGGGUUCUGGAAGCUUUGGUAGUGAUCUAAAUAUAUCUAGCAGUGGUAGUGGUUUUGGAAGUGGUGCUGGAUUUGGAUUGACCACUGAUGUCGAAACCUUUUCCAGCAAAUCUAAAGCGGGCCGUCCUCCUUCCUCUGCAACUGCUCCACCAAAGGGUCUUGGAAUGAAGCUGGGUAAAUCACAAAGGGCCAACCAGUUCCUGGAGUCUCUUAAAGCUGAAGGUGAAGUUAUUUUGGAAGAUGUUCGGCCAAGUGCUGGACCUGCUAAAGCUGCUGUGGUACCUCUAACCGAUCCAGUUACAUUGAUCGUGGAAGAGAAACUAAACGUGACACUUAAAAGAGAUGGUGGAGUUAGCAACUUUGAUGUUCAGGGAACCUUGUCUCUCCAAAUUCUCAACCAGGAUGAUGGGCUUAUCCAAGUACAGAUAGAGGCUGCUGGUAAUCAAGGAGUUGUUUUUAAAACACAUCCUAACAUCAACAAGGAGUUAUUCAACAAUGAGAAUGUUCUAGGACUCAAAGAUCCUCAGAGGCCAUUUCCCACUGGUCAACCUGGUGAUGGUGUUAGUCUUCUGAAGUGGAGAAUGCAAACUGUCGAUGAAGCAGUUGUGCCAUUGACAAUUAACUGUUGGCCAUCUGUUUCUGGGAAUGAAACAUAUGUCAGCAUAGAGUAUGAAGCCACUUCAACAUUUGAUUUACAAAAUGUCGUGGUCUCCGUGCCUCUUCCUGCUCUUAGAGAAGCACCAAAUGUGAGGCAGAUUGAUGGAGAGUGGAGGUAUGACUCCAGAAAUUCUAUUCUGGAGUGGUCUAUACUUCUUAUUGAUAAUUCCAACCGCAGUGGAUCAAUUGAAUUUGUUGUACCUCCAGCAGAUUCUUCAGCCUUUUUCCCAAUUUCUGUACGCUUUACAGCUGCUAAUACUUUCAGUGACUUGAAGGUCCUCAAUACAAUACCAUUGAAAGGCGGAGCUCCUCCCAAGUUCUCUCAGAGAACACAGCUAUCCACAGAAAAUUACCAAGUUGUAUGAAAUUAGUUUGUUUUUGCCAACACUACUUACAAGUCUUUUCCGUAAUCAAUUUUCAAGAUAAACUAUUAUUGCUUUAUUACCGCUUGGAAUAUCCAUUAGCAUGAAGCUUGUGUGUUCCUUUUGUUGAGUAGAUUUGAACAAGAAGUUACUGAAGUUCUGUGAUGUUCACUCAGUUGAUUUCAUCUAUAAUAGACCAGUACUUAUACAUUUCUAA